UCCUCUGCUCUCUCUCAUGCUAUCCACUCACCUUCUUCCUCUUCUUAUUCUUCCUCUUCCUCCCAAAAUGGUCGCUCUGGUUUCCCAAGACAAUGUCGUCACAUUGGUUUCUCGCACCGGCCGCCAAUUGCAGCGUUACAGGAAAGGUCGCCGCCAAGUCGUCGGGUGUAUACCAUACAGAUACAAGAUGGAGGAGUCAGAAGAAUUAGAGGUUCUGGUUAUCAGUUCUCAGAAGGGCAAAGGGAUGCUUUUUCCAAAGGGAGGCUGGGAAUUAGACGAAUCAAAAAAGGAGGCCGCUGUGAGAGAAACCAUAGAAGAAGCAGGAGUGCGAGGCAUUGUUGGGGGUGGACUGGGUAAGUGGAGCUUCAAGAGCAAAACCCAUGACACCUUAUAUGAAGGUUACAUGUUCCCUCUCCUUGUUCAAGAACAGCUUGAACUCUGGCCUGAGCAGAACUAUCGUCAACGAAUCUGGAUGAGUGUUGAUGAAGCAAGAGAAGUAUGUCAACACUGUUGGAUGAAGGAAGCUUUGGACAGACUAGUGAAUCGUCUCAGGACUAAGAAGCUUGGACGAGAGAAGCAAGAAGGCUGUUUGAAGAGCAAUAAUGGAGAUGGUGGAAAGUCUGACUUGGUAAAUAGGUUGUGACUAUUUGGUAGAGAGAUUAGAGAGCUUCAGUACUAUUGGUUUUCUCUCGGAUCUUAUCAGCUCUGAUGAUCAGGAAGAGUUAGGAGGAGGAUGAAAAAUUGAAAUUGAAAAUGAAAACCCAGGAUUCUACAAUUGUACUGCAAGAUGGUAGAAGAUAUAAUGAUAGUAAAUAAUUUUCUAGAUCAGAUCAUCAGAUGACUCUUUUAAGUUUUCUUUUUUCUUUGUUUUGGUUUCGAUGGAAUCUUAAGUGUUGGGGAGGGUGAUUCGGAUUCUUGCAAAAAAAUUGUAAUCAAACAAUACCCUAUCAUUUCUCAGGAACAGAGUUUCAGAUGGGCAUAAUUUAAAGGGGAGAAAAAACAAAAACUUUGCUGCGAUUUUCCGCAUGAUUUGAAAA
Messenger RNA from Prosopis cineraria, 1037 nucleotides. RefSeq names its product nudix hydrolase 18, mitochondrial-like. Gene Ontology annotation, molecular function: pyrophosphatase activity. The coding region runs from base 17 to 643 and encodes 208 amino acids. Gene Ontology annotation, cellular component: cytoplasm; nucleus. The transcript has 5 exons. The record is from RefSeq and is a predicted model, not a curated record. NCBI's taxonomy places the organism in Eukaryota, Viridiplantae, Streptophyta, Magnoliopsida, Fabales, Fabaceae.